GUGCUUAUCCUCUGUACCUGGUCUGUCAUUCAUCUCAACGUACCAAUCGAGUCGACUCCAAACGGCAAACGCCAAGAAUACACACGUGAGCUCUUCUUAUUCUGGACAAAGUUCAAAUGGAUGUUUAUCAACCUUGCUGCACCAGAGUGGGUACUAGGACAAGCUUGGAGCACUCAUCGUUCAGUGGCUCUGCUCAAGGACCGAUUUGAAGAGUACCAGAGGAAAGAUAGUGUCCCAUGGAGCCGCUCCUAUACCUACUAUGCGAAUAUGGGUGGAUUCUCUAUUCGAACACAUCCAAGAAUCGGUACAAAAGAUAUCCAAAGCAAUAGGAGAUAUCAACUGGAAACCAGACCAAUACAAUAUUCGAGCUAUGAAAAUGGCAAUUUUAUAUUUGAAAACAUUCGUUACCUUUGUGGGGAUCUCUGGGUGCUGCAUGCGAACCAGCAUCUCCUUGCACGUGAGCUUGGAAUCAUCGAAACGCUACCUUCGCUAUCUCAGGCUUCCCUAGAUGAUCGCAACAAGGGCAAUUUAUUCGUCAUGGUCCUAACGUUGGGUCAAAUAUCGUGGAUUGUCAUCCAGCUCAUUGUACGCCUGGCUCUAAAUCUCUCCUCGAGCCAACUUGAGAUUAUCACUCUAUCCUUUGCAAUCUGCUCAAUAAUCACAUACUCCCUGUUACUUAAUAAACCAAAGGAUGUCCAGGCAUCACACACCAUCAAAGCCGCUAAGCGCCCAUCUGCGGAAGACAUGAUCCUCAUUGCAAACGCUGGCCCGACGGGGUUUGCAUUCGAUCGUGCGAGUAUAUGGGUUCCUAACAAUGUCUUGAGCCGAGAUACACAUAUGUCAGAUGGUAAUUUUAUGAUAUAUCUGGCAUCCGCGCCUGCCCUGACUCUCUUUGGUGGUAUCCAUUGCAUUGCAUGGAAUUUCGCAUUUCCUACAGAGGUAGAGAGACUAUGUUGGCACAUUAGUACGAUCAUAACGGCUGGUACUGCGCCAUUAUUAUGGGCCCUCAGUGGAACACGGGGUAAAGUCAUCGAGUUGAGGGUGAUGUCUGACACUGACAGACCUCUGUUAUUGAGUAUAAAAUCGGUUCUUCAAGGAGCAUCAAGGUUGAUUGUUCUAGUGUUUGUUUUUGCGAGGCUAUUUAUAACAGUCGAGGCUUUCCGUUCGUUGGCCUUCCUUCCACCAGGCGCCUUUUUGAGUACCUGGUCAGCAGGUAUACCACAUGUCGGUUAA
Penicillium robsamsonii is the source of this 1233-nucleotide messenger RNA. RefSeq lists its product as uncharacterized. The record is from RefSeq and is a predicted model, not a curated record. The transcript has 3 exons. NCBI's taxonomy places the organism in Eukaryota, Fungi, Ascomycota, Eurotiomycetes, Eurotiales, Aspergillaceae. The annotation marks the transcript as partial.